AUGGAUGCAGCUGUCAUUGGAUGUCAACAUCUUUUCGUGCAUAUGGGUAUCAUUGCAUGCGGGCUAUUCAACAAGCUACUUGUAUUUUGGUCCUUUGGAAUAUUCAUCGAUGCAGGCGAAUCAUGCCAGGGUCAAAGAGCAACGUCUAUAGCAUCCUUCAGUGUCAGCUUGCCUUAUUACAUCGUUCGAUGGUUUUCGUUACUGUACCACCUAUUGGACACUUCCUUUUAUUUGCAUCUGCAGCGGCAAGGCAACAAGUUCUAUACCUUUUGGUGUCGCGAAGUUUUAUCUCGUCUUAUUGUGGUCCUAGUUGUUGACAACUCUUUCAAUGGAUAUCCUGCUACGCAUGCCUGUUAUCGGUGGAUCAUAUCAGCCACAAGCAAGAAGCAGCAAUGA
Messenger RNA from Lichtheimia ornata, 396 nucleotides. RefSeq lists its product as uncharacterized. The transcript has 3 exons. The record is from RefSeq and is a predicted model, not a curated record. The coding region runs from base 1 to 396 and encodes 131 amino acids. Lineage: Eukaryota; Fungi; Mucoromycota; Mucoromycetes; Mucorales; Lichtheimiaceae.